AUGACCACGAAAAGAGUUAAAGGGUGUGAAGAUGACGAUAAAUCUCAGGUAAUCGGAGUGAUCCGAAGCUCUUGGACUGACUCCGUCGAGCUAGAGCUCGACUUCGUCUUCACAAGUAGCUCGGACAGUAAACAGCUGGAUUUUGGACAAGGAUACUUGGUGGGCUCGAGAUUAGAGCCCGACUUCGAGUAUCCCACCUCUUGGAAGAGAGAACGAUUUGCAAAGUCGGCUGCCACUCGUUGUGAGCAAGCAAUCCAAUCUAGAGCUAAUGGAGUUGUGGAGAUUGUCCACGUUGCGGUUGAAUAUACUCUUCGUGAUGAAGUAGUAGGUCAGGUUCUUCAUGCUGCUAUCGGGGAUGAUACCCGAGUGACUCAUUUGAGACGAACUAUCUCGUUGAGGUCGAAUAGCGAACAAUGA
This is a messenger RNA of Microthlaspi erraticum, 417 nucleotides long. The record is from the annotation of a GenBank genome assembly. Lineage: Eukaryota; Viridiplantae; Streptophyta; Magnoliopsida; Brassicales; Brassicaceae.